Molecule: messenger RNA, 1182 nt
Organism: Stereum hirsutum FP-91666 SS1
Lineage: Eukaryota; Fungi; Basidiomycota; Agaricomycetes; Russulales; Stereaceae
Exons: 14
Coding region: 33-1022 (329 amino acids)
Source: RefSeq, a predicted model, not a curated record
CGUCAACACCCUCGCCUCUCUGCCUUACAGACAUGGUCGACUGGAAUUCUGAGGCUGAACUUGUGCGAGAUGCUGCUGCAUUCAAGAACCUCUUGCAUGUUCUGCUUGGACUCUAUAUCUGGGAGGUCGGUUUGUCGUUGGACUUUGACCUUCAGUUUAUACUGCGGCGAAGGAAAUUCUUGUGGCCCAUGGCAUUCUAUUUCAUUGGCCGUUACUCGAUGUUGCUAGCCCUCAUUGGAGUCGUGAUUGGGUUGAACGUCACUUCAGAGAUCAACUGCCAGGGUCUCUUUAUCUUUAGCCAGUUAUUCGGGAACAUUGCCAUAGCCAUGUCUGCCAUCAACCUUUCUGUUCGCACGAUGGCCAUCUGGGGGAGAGCUCGUCAUAUCGUCAUUCCGCUCACCCUCGCUCUCAUAGGCUUCGCCGGCGUGCUCCUCCGUGGCAUCAUCGGCGUGCGAGACAUCUGGGUUCCUGCGUCUGGAUGUACGAUCGUCAGCUCACAGCAGACCAUCCUGCGCACGAUCUAUAUCUAUGGCAUGUCACUCGACAUGAUCGUGUUGUUGUUGACCCUGUAUCGGCUUGGCUUCGGGAAGGAGAGGUCGCCGCUUAUGAAGUUGUUAUUGGCGGAUGGGCUGGUUUAUUUCAUUAUCACGUUCACCUCGAAUAUGAUCGCUGUUAUUUUCAUGAUGCUCAAUCUCAAUGCUGUGAUGGCCGUGAUUGCUGAUGUACCUGCCGUCGUAAUAUGUACGAUCGCCUCCUGUCGCGCCGUUCGUCGCCUAAUGAAUCACGCCUGGGAAUCCAGACGAAGUAACGAUAUGUUCACGCCUGCCAAUAACACGAACACAAUGGUGUUCGAUCGAAGACGGUUUACACGUACGAACGUCACCACUGGCAAGGAACAGGAAGUCCACACCCAGAUGGACAACUACUCCCAUACCCAGACCACUUCUGCCGGCGCAAAGUCAGAGCCUGGAGCGAAUGACUCGUUCCGGGAUUUGGAGGCUCAGACUGAUUGUGACCCUUGAGAGGGUGCUACACAUUGGCAGUAUGCCGGAGCAGUGGGCCUGAGAUGGCUUGAAUUUGGGAGCUCGUAGGAUUUUCCUUGGACUUGUUUGCUUUCUGCCGAUGAGCCUCCCAUUCGGUAGAAUCCAAUGUAACAAGAUCUAGCCUCUGACUUAUAUAUUC